This is a messenger RNA of Crotalus tigris (Tiger rattlesnake), 1643 nucleotides long. Its product is annotated as olfactory receptor 14A2-like. Bases 118 to 1041 code for a protein of 307 amino acids. Lineage: Eukaryota; Metazoa; Chordata; Lepidosauria; Squamata; Viperidae. Gene Ontology annotation, cellular component: membrane. Gene Ontology annotation, biological process: G protein-coupled receptor signaling pathway. The transcript is spliced from 2 exons. Gene Ontology annotation, molecular function: olfactory receptor activity; G protein-coupled receptor activity. The record is from RefSeq and is a predicted model, not a curated record.
UCAAAGAAAGACUACUAAUGCUUAGUGAACAAAAUGGUUAAUUUCUUCAUGAAACACUGAAAUUAAAAAUAGUGCUGAAUGGAAUUUAUUGGGAUGUUCUCAUAUCUAUGACCAGAAAUGGAUAAUGAUACUACAGUGUUUUUUCUCUUGGAAUUUUCAAAUACACGGGAACUACAGCUUCUGUAUGCAAUGAUACUUUUGUUCAUAUAUUUAAUUACAUUAGCAGAAAACUUUCUAAUUAUUUCUGCAGUUAUUUUGGACUCCCAUCUUCACAUCCCCAUGUACUUCUUCCUGACAAAUUUAGCCUUUCAGGGCAUUGGAUCUGUCUCAGUCAUUGUCCCCAAAGCUGUUUUCAAUUCAUUUAUGAACAUAAAUAAUAUUUCUUAUCCUGAAUGUAUAAUACAAGUGUUUUUGUUUGUAUUUUUUGUAGACUCUGAUAUUUCUCUUCUUACUAUCAUGGCAUAUGAUCGGUAUGUUGCCAUUUGCAAUCCUUUACAAUAUGAGAUGAUAAUGAAUAGGAAGGUUUGUACCAAAAUAGUUUGUAGUGUGUGGAUUGUCAGCUUUCUCAAUGCUGUAUUAAACACAAUGGGAACUUUCAUUACUCCUUUUUGCUCUAAUAUUAUCAAUCAAUUUUACUGUGAAAUCCCACCUUUACUUAAACUUGCCUGCUCAGAUUUAUAUGUAAUUGAAACUGGAAUUGUAAUAUUUAUUUUUACAAUAACAUUUGGUUGUUUUGCCUUUAUCAUUUUUACUUAUAUACAGAUCUUUACUGCUGUUUCAAAAAUCCCUUCUGCUCAAGGAAGGAAAAAGGCCUUCUCCACUUGCUUCCCUCAUCUUACAGUUUUUUCUUUAUUUUUAUUUACAGCCUCACUUGCUUACCUGAAGCCUCAGUCUGACAAACCAUCAAACUUUGAUAUCAUUGUUACAAUAAUGUACUGCAUUAUUCCACCUCUGUUGAAUCCAGUAAUCUAUAGCAUGAGAAACAAGGAUAUUAAGGUUGCUCUAUCAAGAAUUCUUGGUGAAAAGACGCUUAAGGUGUAAUUACAAAUACUGAAUAUUAAUUUUAUGGUUAAUAUGAAUUCCUACCCUCUUUUUCACACACGUUUUCACAUAUUUUUCACACUUUUCAUAUAUUUUUCACACUUUUUUGUUUUAUAUUAAAAAGCUUAUUUUAGAUAUUUUGAUUCCCAGACCUAAAUAUUUAGUUUCCAAGCAAGUUUCAUUUCUUGUGUUUAAAUUGGAAAACAUAAUAUAUAGAAACUUUGAUUUUAUUUGUUUUGUAGGAUUUGAAGAAUGUUUCUCCAACAAUGCUGAUACAAUAAUUUCUUUGAUAGAUGAUUAUUCCUCCAACGAUGGCCUACAAUAGUUAACAUGACAAAUAUAGAGUAAAGGAACAUAAUUUGCAUAAGACAUCUCCUAUCUUUGCACAUUAUAUAUUGGUAAAGUUAGUCCAUUGCUUUUUUUCAAGACAGAUUGUCAUAUAUACUGUAAGUUAAACUAAAGGGAUAGAAUUGAAUGUAAUCUGAUAUUGUUUGUUAACUAAGGAAACUGGUUCUAAAUGUAUUUUGGUUAUUUAUUUGGUUUAGAUGAUCUCAUUUUACAAGUCAUUAUAAGAUAAUAUAAUUUUAUUUACUAAUUAAAAG